AUGGCUACGGAGGUGGAGACCCAGUUAGCUGAACAUCCACUGAUGAGUCCAAGGGCUGAGCUGAAGGCUGAAAAGAAGUCAGAGCACAGGCCAAGGAGCCACGGGGACGGCGGGCCACAGAAAGAACUGAUGAUCCCAGGGAUCGUGGAUUUCCAGCUGAUCCAAACGGCACUGAAGACCCCCAAGCCUCAAACCCCUGGUGCCUACCACUUUGGCCGCCUCAGCCACCACUCCUUCUUCUCCCGACACCACCCCCACCCACAACGCGUGACCCACAUCCGAGAUCUCACCGGGAAGCCCGUGUGUGUCGUCAGAGACGAGUUCUCUCUGGCCCCCUUGCCUCAAGCCACACUUCUAUCCCGCUGUCUGAUGGGGAUGCCCACCAUCUCUGUCCCCAUCGGAGACCCGCAGUCCAAUCGGGAACCCCGGCUUUCUUCCGAGGCCUGGAAGAAGGAGUUGAAGGACCUGACUUCCCAGGUGGCCAUCUUCACCAAGGAGAAUGAGCUGAAGAGCAAAGAGAAGGAGGAGCCUCAGCGGGAGCAGGGGGCAAAGUACUCGGCCGAGACCGGGAGGCUCAUCCCCACUUCCACCCGAGCCAUUGGUCGCCGCCACUCCCGCCAGGCCCCCCGGAUUUAUCCUUCUGGCAAAGAUGGAGGAGUCCAGACCAUUGUCCUGCAGGAUCAGGAGCUGCUGAUCCUGGAGCUCCUUUGUCAGAUCCUGCAGACAGACUCCUUGAGCGCUAUCCAGUUCUGGCUCCUGUAUGCUCCCCCGAAGGAGAAAGAGCUGGCGCUGGGACUCCUGCAGACAGCGGUGGCUCAGCUCCUUCCGCAGCCCCUAGACUCUAUCCCGGUGGAAAAACUUCUCGAUCAGCUCCAGGAAGUCCAAGAGCCAUCUCAAGAAAGGCAACAGCCACCCUACAGCCAAUCCCCGAAGAAGAUGAAGCCACCGCCCCUACCCAAAGGCGACAAACCAGAGUAUAUCGGGAGAGCACAAGUUCUUCGGAUGCAUUCAAGCCAGAACGCAGAAGAGAGAACUUCAAAGCCAAAGGCAGAAUGCUGAGUCCGAGUCCCUUUGCCCGCCUUGCUCAGGAGCUGCCCCCAGGUUUGAGGCUGUUCUCAGCCCCACCACCUCAACAGCAACACCGAUUUUCCUAUCACACAGAGCCCAUUAAAAGGCUGCCUUCCC
This is a messenger RNA of Odobenus rosmarus divergens (Pacific walrus), 1185 nucleotides long. It is a transcript of the gene TBATA, whose product is annotated as thymus, brain and testes associated. The record is from RefSeq and is a predicted model, not a curated record. The transcript has 9 exons. The coding region runs from base 1 to 1059 and encodes 352 amino acids. NCBI's taxonomy places the organism in Eukaryota, Metazoa, Chordata, Mammalia, Carnivora, Odobenidae.